Molecule: messenger RNA, 626 nt
Organism: Biomphalaria glabrata
Lineage: Eukaryota; Metazoa; Mollusca; Gastropoda; Planorbidae
Product: 39S ribosomal protein L32, mitochondrial-like
Exons: 3
Coding region: 32-598 (188 amino acids)
Biological process (GO): translation
Cellular component (GO): mitochondrial large ribosomal subunit
Molecular function (GO): structural constituent of ribosome
Source: RefSeq, a predicted model, not a curated record
CUUUGGAUGUAAAAACAAAAUUGUUUAUAAAAUGGCUUCGAUGUUGAGGACGUACAUUGCGUCCUUAGUUAGCAAAUUUCAUGCCACUUAUAACCAUUAUUAUCAAAUUGUGCAAAUAUUGUCAAAGAAUAAUCCACCACCUUCUCUAGCAGUUUUAGGAAUUCCACAAAAUUCACAGGUGGCCCCAACUGAAAAUGAUACAUCUUCAAAGUCAAUAUUAGAUUCUAUUUUUGAUGGUAUUUUGUUAGCUGUACCCAAACAUAGAAGAUCAAUAGAAAAAAGACUCUUUAGAAAACACAGGUAUACCAGCUUUAUGGAAUAUGGUACUCCCAAAAACACUAUAAUUCCAUGCCUGGAAUGUGGUCAGUUCAAGGAGAAAGGGCAUCUGUGUAAGCACUGUUAUGAAAAGGUUCGAUUAGAAACCAAAGAAAUGCAGGCCAAAAUGGGAGAAGAUUUGCAAUUUAAUGCUCCUAGACAGGAAGUUGAAUUUGUGUACGAAGGUGAAAAAGCUGAAAACAAAAACACAUUUGUUGUAAAUAUGGACAAAUCAAGACCUAGUUGGUUCUCCAAACAUUUGCUAAAUAAAACAGGAUAUUGAUUUUACACAUUAAAAAAGUUAAUACAAA